AUGGUCAACCCCGGAGCAGCAAUUAUGUUUCAGCGCACCAAGCAUAAAGCGUUUCUGAACCGUUUACGGUGGACGCUAUGGGCGCAAAAUCUUUUCGGCGUAUCUUCACUGACCAUCGACGGACAGGGAAGGGUUGGAUCGGGAAGUGUGGCACCGAAGCUGAUUCUGACGAUAUUGAUAUCGGGUGUACUAGUGUCCACAUGGCUAGUUUAUUACAACAACGAAACAGCAUUGGUUUGCAAAUCUAAUGCACAACAGAUUGUUCUCUUUUAUUACUUUAUCAUCAUUGAAUCGCUGGUGGCCAUUACAUUUAACAUGGUAAGCGUCAUUAAGAUUGCCUGGCCUUCUUCGCAAAGAUCGUUGGCACAGUGUUGGGAGCAGCUGAUAGCAAAGGUGCAAGACAUGCAAACUCUGUACAAUUGCAGUAUCGAAUCAAAACGAUCGUUCCAACUCUUCUGGCUGUGGCUGUUCCUAUUGUCGAUAUCAUACUGCAUUUUUCUAACCUUUAUGGUUCUGUCUUCAUCGGUUGUGUUCAUAGUACAGGCGAAUCAUUUUAUUCUGUACGGGAUGCGUAUAUAUGCGUACCUGUCGCAUACGACUUUAUGCGCCUCGUUUGGGCUAUUCGCAAUGCUGUUAAGAAACGUGAUCGUUGAGAUGCAGAGAAUGGUACGGCAAACCGUAAGCGAAACCCAGCUACGGUCUAUGAUUCAACUGUAUCGACACAUUCUUCAAAUCGUAGAAAGCUUCUGCACUGUUUACGGUUGGGUUUUGUUGCUUAUUUUCUUCGAACAUUUCCUGAUCCUGACGGAUCGUUCCUUUUUUGCAAUACGUAUGUACCGACUUCCGAAUGGAUUUUCCAUGCAGCAAGUGUUGUCCAUGUUAUCGUCCUGGGCGUUUCCAUUGGCUUUGAACGAUAUGUUACUCAUGGGUGCGUGCGCAGCAACGGAACAGGCAUUGCGUGGAUUCGAAAAACAACUGUGUGCCGCUGGUAAAACAACCCCUGGUGACGAAAGUGACCUUAUGUUCAUGAUCACCAGCUUCAGUCUGUACGUGGCUGAACGGAAACCAAACUUCCGGAUCCUAAACUCACUCAACUUGAACUUUAAGCUAGUUUACGGGAUCUGCGGAAUAAUUGCAACCUAUUUGACAGUGUUUCUGCAGUUCGAUGGUUGA
This is a messenger RNA of Anopheles marshallii, 1173 nucleotides long. RefSeq lists its product as uncharacterized. Gene Ontology annotation, biological process: sensory perception of taste. The record is from RefSeq and is a predicted model, not a curated record. The transcript has 3 exons. Lineage: Eukaryota; Metazoa; Arthropoda; Insecta; Diptera; Culicidae. Gene Ontology annotation, cellular component: axon; membrane; neuronal cell body. Bases 1 to 1173 code for a protein of 390 amino acids.